ACAUCUAACUUGAUACCGGUGACGUCACGCUCCAGUCGGAAGUUCCAGCGCAGCAGUGAGCAGUGAACGCUGAGUUUAACCAAGCUUUAAACAGCUAGAACAUGGACGACGACGUGUUGACGACUUUAAAGAUUUUAAUUAUCGGUGAGAGUGGUGUGGGUAAAUCAAGUUUGCUCCUGCGCUUCACAGAUGACACCUUCAACCCAGAAUUAGCUGCAACUAUUGGUGUGGACUUCAAAGUGAAAACUGUUGCAAUAGAUGGCAACAGAGCAAAGCUGGCCAUAUGGGACACAGCCGGUCAGGAGAGGUUCAGAACUCUAACACCAAGCUACUACAGAGGAGCACAGGGUGUCAUUUUGGUGUAUGAUGUUUCAAAGCGGGACACGUUCACGAGGCUUGAGAACUGGCUUAAUGAGCUGGAAACAUACUGUACACGCAACGACCUGGUUAAAAUGCUAGUGGGGAACAAAAUUGACAAGGACAACCGUGAAGUAGACCGGAAUGAAGGCUUGAAGUUUGCACGAAAACACACUAUGCUUUUUAUUGAGGCUAGCGCAAAGACACGGGACGGAGUUCAGUGUGCCUUUGAAGAACUGGUUGAAAAGAUCCUGCAGACGCCGGGGCUCUGGGAGAGCAGCGUGCAGAACCACGGUGUCCAGCUGUCUGAUCAUGAACAGCAGCGUCAGGGCGCCUGUGGAGGCUACUGCUCCCUAGUUUAACAUCCUCA
Messenger RNA from Carassius carassius (crucian carp), 727 nucleotides. Its product is annotated as ras-related protein Rab-18-B. Gene Ontology annotation, molecular function: GTPase activity; GTP binding. Lineage: Eukaryota; Metazoa; Chordata; Actinopteri; Cypriniformes; Cyprinidae. The coding region runs from base 102 to 719 and encodes 205 amino acids. The record is from RefSeq and is a predicted model, not a curated record. The transcript is spliced from 7 exons.